AUUUAUUCAUCAACCUUGACAAGACUUUGAUUUCAUCAACACUUUCAUCAUGAAACUUGAAGUCAAAAGACGAGUAUCAAAAAAGCAGCAAAGAAAGAGUCAACAGGAUGGUGACGAAUUCGAAUCCAGUUUGCGUGAGGAUAUGGAUGAAUAUGGUGUGCGUGCUGCUUUGAAACCUGAAGACCAACUUCAGUUGUCCGAGCAGGUUUGAUUAAUUCACAAUUAUACGUUUGUAGGAGCUGAAGGAAGAGAUAACUAGGGUUCUGACUUCCACCAAUCCUCAUGCUCCUCAAAACAUUGUGAGGUAUAAUUUUAAAGAUGGUCAGUAUAUACAAAUACCUCAAGUAGAUCAAAUGGCUAUCCACUUUUGGCAUGAAAGUUAUAUGCUUCCCUUUGAUUCCGAUGAAGCUAGAAGACAAAUAGCUAGAGAUGGUACUAUGCAGCCUGAAGAGUUACAGUUAGAAGAACAUAUCAAAGAGCCUGCAGCUGCUGUGAAAGAGAGUGAUCUUCAAUUACCUCAUCAAAAGAAAGUCACUAAUCAGUUCAACUUUUGUGAGAGGUCUACACAAACAUACAAUAACCCUCAGCGGGAUAGAGGAAACAUUACAGAGCUUCCUCCGAGGGCGAACUUUUCAGCUAAUGUUACACAGUGGGGCAUUUAUGACGACUACAUAGAAGAUUUUGAAAGACAGCAGGAGAAAAACAAAGAUAAGAAGUUGUUAGGUGUGAGUCACAAGCAAGAAAAUAAAACGCACAAAAAGGUUAUUUCCGGAGAUACUCAGGGAGAUGAAUUAAGUCGGUUUGCACAACCCCUUAAAAUCGUUGAACGUAUGAUCAACCAGAACACACAUGACGAGAUCGCUCAAGAUUUCAAGUACUAUGAAGACCCUUCGGACGAGUUUAGAGACAACCAGGGUACCUUAUUACCCCUAUGGUCAUUUUCUUUUGAAAAAGCAAGAAAACUUGCUGUAACAUCUUUGUGCUGGUCAUCCCAAUACAGUGAUCUUUUCGCAGUUGGUCAUGGGUCAUAUGAUUUUUUGAAACAGUCCAACGGCCUUAUUUGUGCAUAUACACUAAAAAAUCCAAGUUACCCAGAAUAUUAUCUUGAGACAGAAUCAGGUGUACUUUCAUUGGACUUGCAUCCAUCACUGCCCUAUAUGCUUUGUGUUGGAUUUUAUGAUGGAGCAGUUGGAGUUUAUAGUAUUUUACAGCAUAAAAAUGGACCAUUAUAUUUAAGUACAGCAAGAACUGGUAAACAUACAGAUCCUGUAUGGGAAGUUCGCUGGCAACCGAAUGAUUUAGAUGCAAAUUUAAAUUUCUUUUCUAUUAGUGCAGAUGGGCGAGUUACAUCAUGGACACUGAUUAAAAAUGAUAUAGGUAAAUUUGAUGCAGUGAUAUUAAAGAUGAUAGCGAAUUCUAAAGAAAGCAUUGAACAAUCUCGAUUAAUUACUCUAGAUUGUGGUACAGCAUUCGAUUUUCAUCGUACUCAGAAUCAUAUAUUCCUUGUAGCGACAGAAGAGGGAAUGGUGUAUAAAUGUAGCAAAGCAUAUACAUCUCAAUAUCUAGCUACUUAUGAAGCUCAUCAUAUGGCUGUUUAUCGUGUAGCUUGGAAUUUGUUUCAUCCUGAUAUAUUUAUUACAUGUUCAGCCGACUGGACAGUUAAAAUAUGGGAUCAUACAAAAAGUACUCCAAUGUUUACCUUUGAUUUAGGCUCACCAGUGGGUGAUGUUGCAUGGGCACCUUAUUCAUCUACUGUAUUUGCAGCAGUUACAGCUGAUGGGCGUGUACAUGUUUAUGAUAUUUCAAUUAACAAAUAUGAACCAUUAUGUAAUCAAUUAGUAGUAACAAAAAAGAAUACAAAAUUAACACAUAUUGCAUUUAAUCCCAAGUAUAAUAUAAUUAUUGUUGGUGAUGAUCAUGGUCAAGUGAAUAGUUUGAAGCUGUCACCAAAUCUACGCAAGUUACCAAAGGAAAAGAAAGGUGCUGAACAAGUUAAAGGACCAGAAGUUGAAAUUAAAAAGUUGGAUAAAAUCUUAUCUUUGGCUGGUUGAAAUAGUCAAUAAAGGAAGAAUAAUAAUAAGUGUUUGAAAAAAACCCAAUAUUUCUCACGUAACAAAUUGAAUUCAUAAACUUAGUGGAAAAUAAUAGCCUGAAUUAUUUACUGAUAUAUCAUAAAUUUACUUUGUACACAGAACUUCAGUUGAUUUAUUUAUGUUACACUUCAAUGGCGGGCGAGUAUAGCUUGCAGAAUAUUAUAUCGAUUUGCUAAAUAAUCACUUUGUAAUGAGUCUAUACAUGAAGCAUUGAAUGACCUUGGUCCAAAUCUAUAAUAAAUUGAUUUUUAC
This is a messenger RNA of Schistosoma spindalis, 2345 nucleotides long. Lineage: Eukaryota; Metazoa; Platyhelminthes; Trematoda; Strigeidida; Schistosomatidae. The record is from the annotation of a GenBank genome assembly.